AUGGCGAUGAGUUCAACUCUUCUGUAUCCGCCUACUGCAUACGCCGCAGAGGAUCCUAUGCGACCGCCUAUGCCGCAGCCUAUGCCCCAGCCCAUGUCCCAACCUAUGUCGCAACCACUACCGCAGCCUGUACCUCAGCAAGAGCCCGACUCCAUCGAAAGGUUUGUUCUCCCCAUCCUUCGAAGCAAGAAGCAGGAGAUUCUAAUGCAAUAUAGUACACCUAGCUUCUCAGAUUAUCAUCAUCUAACCUUCCGUCAACAGCCCGAGCGCGCCCGUGUUGUUGGAUCCAAAGACAAGGGUGAGAGACAUGCCAUAAAUGCCACCAGAUCUAAAUCUAGCUUGGCCAUUGCUUUAAAGAGUCUUAAAAUUUUCUAUUCUAACAGUUUAUAUCUUAUUACAGAGCGUAAACCUAUCGAUCCACCCCCUAUUAUCCAGCUUGAAGUGAAAGGCGAUUGUGAAGCAUCAAAGUAUGGAUAUAUUCUCAUCUAA
Trichophyton benhamiae CBS 112371 is the source of this 489-nucleotide messenger RNA. RefSeq lists its product as uncharacterized. The coding region runs from base 1 to 489 and encodes 162 amino acids. The record is from RefSeq and is a predicted model, not a curated record. Lineage: Eukaryota; Fungi; Ascomycota; Eurotiomycetes; Onygenales; Arthrodermataceae. The transcript has a single exon.